Helianthus annuus (common sunflower) is the source of this 1990-nucleotide messenger RNA. Its product is annotated as glutamate--glyoxylate aminotransferase 2. The record is from RefSeq and is a predicted model, not a curated record. NCBI's taxonomy places the organism in Eukaryota, Viridiplantae, Streptophyta, Magnoliopsida, Asterales, Asteraceae. Gene Ontology annotation, molecular function: L-alanine:2-oxoglutarate transaminase activity; pyridoxal phosphate binding; L-alanine:glyoxylate transaminase activity. The coding region runs from base 348 to 1793 and encodes 481 amino acids. Gene Ontology annotation, biological process: photorespiration; biosynthetic process. The transcript is spliced from 14 exons.
AUGUUUGUCCAAUUGCCAUUAUUGGAUCAGAAAAACGACAAUGUAGAUGGUAAGUGAACCAAUAUGAACCAUAUUUUUGUAGUUUGAACUCACACCACAGUUAUCACUCCCCAUUUAUCCCCAAUUUAAUCCCAAUUUCUCCCCAAAUAAUCCAUUUCCUCCAUUUCAGUGGCUCACACUCUUCCUUUUUUCCAUAUUUUGCCACCAUACCCACUUCGUCUUUUUCUAUACUUACAUAUCCCCCACACACAUUUCUCCUCAUUCUUCCACUUCCUCUGCUUCUUCUCCCAAAAGGGUUCGACCAAGAACCCUAAUUUGUUCAAGAUUAAGUGAUUUAACGAAGAAUCAUGUCGCGCAAAGCAUUGGAUUAUGAUCAGAUCAAUGAGAAUGUGAAGAAAGCCCAGUACGCUGUAAGGGGCGAGCUGUAUCUUCGUGCUUCCGAGCUUCAAAAGGAGGGCAAGAAGAUUAUCUUCACCAAUGUGGGCAAUCCUCAUGCCCUGGGGCAGAAACCUCUAACAUUCCCUCGUCAGGUGGUUGCGCUUUGCCAGGCUCCGUUUCUUCUUGAUGAUCCGAAUGUCGGGCUUUUGUUCCCGGCUGAUGCAAUUGCAAAAGCAAAAUUGUACCUUUCUUAUACAUCAGGGGGUCUAGGUGCUUAUAGUGAUUCCCGUGGUCUUCCUGGAAUAAGGAAAGAAGUUGCUGAAUUCAUCGGGAGGCGUGAUGGAUAUCCGAGUAAUCCGGAGCUCAUAUAUCUGACCGAUGGUGCCAGUAAAGGAGUAAUGCAGAUCUUGCAAACUGUUAUUCGUGGUAACGGUGACGGGAUUCUGGUUCCGGUCCCUCAGUAUCCACUAUACUCAGCUGCUAUCUCUCUGUUUGGUGGUUCACUUGUACCGUAUUACCUUGAAGAAAAUGCUAAUUGGGGUCUCGAUAUCGACAACCUACGCCAGUCGGUUGCAGAAGCGCGCUUCAAAGGAAUAACCGUAAGGGCAAUGGUGAUUAUUAACCCUGGAAACCCGACCGGACAAUGUCUUAGUGUCGAUAAUCUCAAGGAAAUACUGAGAUUCUGUCACAAAGAGAACUUGGUCUUGCUUGGAGAUGAAGUUUAUCAGCAAAAUGUUUAUCAGGAUGAACGUCCGUUUAUAAGUUCCCGAAAGGUACUGUUGGACAUGGGCCCACCAAUUAGCAAAGAACUUCAGCUUGUUUCGUUCCACACUGUGUCGAAAGGAUUCUUGGGCGAAUGCGGACAACGUGGUGGAUACUUUGAGAUGACAAACAUCCCACCAGAGUCGGUUGAGGAGAUAUACAAAGUUGCAUCGAUUUCACUCAGUCCCAAUGUUCCUGGGAUGAUAUUCAUGGGAUGUAUGGUCAGCCCUCCAAAGCCUGGUGAUAUCUCAUAUGAUCAGUAUCUUAGAGAGAGCACGGGCAUCCUUGAAUCACUAAGGAAGAGAGCACACAUGAUGACAGAUGGAUUCAACAGUUGCAAAAAUGUUGUUUGUAAUUUCACAGAAGGUGCCAUGUAUUCAUUUCCGCAAGUUAAACUACCUCCAAAAGCCAUUGAAGCUGCGAAGCAAGCCGGAAAGGUUCCGGAUGUUUUCUAUUGCCUUAAGCUUCUAGAAGCCACCGGCAUUUCGACUGUCCCUGGUUCAGGGUUUGGUCAAAAGGAAGGGGUUUUCCACUUGAGGACAACUAUCUUGCCAGCUGAGGAGGACAUGCCUGCAAUUAUGGAAAGUUUCAAGAAGUUCAAUGAUGCAUUCAUGGAUCAAUAUGAAGGCAAUUCAUGGUACUCAAGGAUGUAAGGUGUGCAUGUUUUACCGCUAUCUAUCGGUAUAUAAUAUGCGUAUGUAUGUAUAGUUCACCUGAACUUGUUAUCCGUUACUUGUUCUUAUUAUUGUUUUCGAACUUUCAACGUUUCGUAUUAUCUGUUGAUGUCUGUACUCACUCACUCCAGCAUUUUCAUUCACAUACUUAAUUAACCAAGUUUCGGUUCUCUUUA